AUGUCCGAAGAAGAAACCCUCCUCACAAAUCUCUGCACAAUCUGCCACGUCCAACCCCCUAAAUACCGGUGUCCCCGAUGCUCAACACGCACAUGCUCCCUCCCCUGCACACGCCGACACAAACUAUGGUCCCAGUGCUCUGGCGUCCGCGACCCGGCCGCGUACAUGCGCCGCAACGAACUAGCCUCCGAAUCCUCAUUCGAUCGCGACUUUAAUUUCAUCACGGGAAUUGAGCGCCGUAUUGAACGGGCGGGUCGCGAGGCAGAGAAUCGCGGGGUUGGCGUUGAUGGGAGGAAUGGGGUUCAUGAUCGCGGUGUUGUGGGAUUGGAGGGUGAAGGUGAGCCUGAGCAUGGGCUUGGAGAUGCGAGGGGGAAGAGGAAGAGGGGUCCUGCUCUUGGAGCUGGGCCAGAUAGGGGACUGGCGAAGGGUGAGGCAGGGUUUCUUAGGAGGGCGGAGGAGGCUGGUGUGAAGGUUAUCAAAGCACCGAAGGGAAUGAGUCGCGCGAGGAUGAAUGGGUCGAAGUGGCAUGCUAAGCAAAAGUGUUUACAAUGGACUGUGGAAUUCGUCACGGACGAUGGGUCGAAAAGGGUGAAUUGCACGGAAACAGUCACAAUCGCUGAGGCCUACGAUCGGGCGUUCCCUUUACCCAAGGAGGAACGACAGAUGCGCAAUCAAGAAGCCGCCCAAGAAGCCGUGCAGGACGAGAAAAAAGAAGAGCCUUCGCAAUCGGAAGCGAGUGCUUCAGAUACCGUCCCAGAGCCGACGACGACAGAAGCUGCCAGCAACGAACCUACAACUUCCCAACAAAACACAACACCACAAACAACCGAAACUCACCCUGCCCCCCACCGCAAUGUAUACCUCUACCUCCACCGUCCUCGCACUGCAACAAAGCAGCCAGUUCUUAUUCCUCUGGUCCCAAAUACAAGCCUCACAACUGCCCUCCACGACCGCGUCGUCCUUGAAUUCCCUACAAUCUACGUACGACAAGCUCCGCUAGGCGAUGAACACGAGCAGACGGAGGAAAGUUCUAAAUUCAUUCUCGAAAAUGAGUAUCUACGGACGCACCAGGAUACGAAUACCGAGCUCGAUGACGACGCCGCAGUGGAUACAGACGCGGUCUUUGGGACGGGAGCUGUGGAUAUUCCAGACGUAGACGAGGGCAAGAUGUUGGAGGUUUUGGAGAAGGAUCUAUUAGGCAGAGGCUCCGCACCGGUAGCGGGGGCAUCAUGA
Molecule: messenger RNA, 1233 nt
Organism: Aspergillus versicolor CBS 583.65
Lineage: Eukaryota; Fungi; Ascomycota; Eurotiomycetes; Eurotiales; Aspergillaceae
Exons: 3
Coding region: 1-1233 (410 amino acids)
Biological process (GO): snoRNA localization; maturation of LSU-rRNA from tricistronic rRNA transcript (SSU-rRNA, 5.8S rRNA, LSU-rRNA); box C/D snoRNP assembly
Cellular component (GO): nucleus; pre-snoRNP complex
Source: RefSeq, a predicted model, not a curated record